GAGAGGCGGCAAGCGGCGCUGGGAAGGCGCAAGCCCGCGCCGGCUCCCUGCGGAGGCCCGGGUCGGAGAGGGGCGCCCGGGAGGGGCGGGUCUACUGGCACGUGGAGGGGCCGGCCCGGGUUCGCGGUUCCCCGUGCUCAGGUUCCCCGUGCCCUGUCCCCAGCCCAGGGGCUGCAGACGCCUGAGCUCCGUAGGGGUUGGGGCGGGGGGCUGCGGAGAUGUCUACAUCGGACUCCUCCGGGUCAGCCCGUUAGGAGCCGCCUCCCCUCUGCCCCUCCGAAGGGACGAGCGGCCCAGACAGGCCUGGGAAGGCCCCUCUGCCCCGUCAGGGGUGAAAAGCAAAGCUGGAAGGAUUCAGAGAGGGUUGGGGCCGUCUUCCUCAUCCUUCCUUUUCUCCGGGCUCCCCUGGGCCCCCACGCAUUCCAGUCUUCGGAACCCGGCCUGUGAAGAGGGCGCAGUAGAGCCCCAGCGGAGCGCGAGAACCCGCUCUACAGCCGCGGGAGGUUGGACCUAUUGUUUCCCCGCCCUGGGCAGAGCCACCUGGACAUGAGACCCGCCCUCAAUGCCGAAACCUCUCGGAAACAAUCUUUCGGGACGGAAGUUAAGUAGCCCCGAGCGGGAGGCUGUGGCGGAAGUGGUCGUGUUACCGCUUGUUUGUGCGCAUGCGCCACUCUUGUCUAGCCGCCGCGCUUUCAGGAGCUGCUUUUGGUUUUCUGGUCUUGUCCACGCUAGGGGGUGCGCGUACUCCCAGCUGUGGUCGCGCGCUAACCCCUUCUGCUGCUCUCGUGGCCCCCUCGCGAUGGCGGGCAUCCUGUUUGAGGAUAUUUUCGAUGUGAAGGAUAUUGACCCGGAGGGCAAGAAGUUUGACCGAGUGUCUCGACUGCAUUGUGAGAGUGAAUCUUUCAAGAUGGAUCUAAUCUUAGAUGUAAACAUUCAAAUUUACCCUGUAGACUUGGGUGACAAGUUCCGGUUGGUCAUAGCUAGUACCUUGUAUGAAGAUGGUACCCUGGAUGAUGGUGAAUACAACCCCACUGAUGAUAGGCCUUCCAGGGCUGACCAGUUUGAGUAUGUAAUGUAUGGAAAAGUGUACAGGAUUGAGGGAGACGAAACUUCUACUGAAGCAGCAACACGCCUCUCUGCCUACGUCUCCUAUGGGGGCCUGCUCAUGAGGCUGCAGGGGGAUGCCAACAACCUGCAUGGAUUCGAGGUGGACUCCAGAGUUUAUCUCCUGAUGAAGAAGCUAGCCUUCUGAACCUCGCCUGAAGCCAGCCUCACUGCCAAGUCACUCAGGUCAUGGGCAUUGUUCAAGCCUGAGUGGCAGCCGCUCUUGCUCACCUGUUGAGGAGGGGCUGGCUCACUGUCCACUGUGGCGGCAUCUUUAACUGGCCUGCACUCAAUGGGAAACUGACUCGCCUGUGAAAGACACAGUGGGAGAGCUGAAAAUGAAUCAGAAGCUUUAUGUAUAUGAUUUUUAAAUUAAACCUUACUUUUUCAGACUGCCUCUCCCCUUUUUGUGAAAAGUCCACUUACUGUAAAGUCUUUUUUUCCAGUU
This is a messenger RNA of Symphalangus syndactylus (siamang), 1552 nucleotides long. It is a transcript of the gene POLR2H, whose product is annotated as RNA polymerase II, I and III subunit H. Gene Ontology annotation, cellular component: RNA polymerase II, core complex; RNA polymerase I complex; RNA polymerase III complex. Gene Ontology annotation, biological process: DNA-templated transcription. The record is from RefSeq and is a predicted model, not a curated record. NCBI's taxonomy places the organism in Eukaryota, Metazoa, Chordata, Mammalia, Primates, Hylobatidae.